Molecule: messenger RNA, 946 nt
Organism: Westerdykella ornata
Lineage: Eukaryota; Fungi; Ascomycota; Dothideomycetes; Pleosporales; Sporormiaceae
Product: glycoside hydrolase
Exons: 2
Coding region: 254-946 (230 amino acids)
Biological process (GO): xylan catabolic process
Molecular function (GO): hydrolase activity, hydrolyzing O-glycosyl compounds
Source: RefSeq, a predicted model, not a curated record
AGUCAAUGUCAACUGCUUUCUCUGCAUUGGCAGACGCGUGGUAAAAUAAGAGAGAAGUUCGACCAACAGACACCCGUAGGACACUACCCUACUUGUUACCCUGCGACUAUUUUCUGGGCCGCUCUCUAGGUAGGCGGAAUCGUAACUAGGAAAGAAUUUUCUCCAGGAUAGGAUCGAGAGGUCACUUCCCGGCCUCUCUGUUGCCCUCGUGGGUUGUUCACUACUCAUAUCCUCGACUCCACCGCUCGUCACAAUGCUCGCCUUUACCUCCGUCCUGGUCGCCCUAGUCUAUUCUACCACUAUCCUCGCCAACUUGAUCAACGUGGAGAAGCGCUACAUUACCCACGGUCUCCCUACUCCCACUAGGAACGGCACGCACGACGGCUUUUACUACUAUUUCUGGACAGACGGCCAAGGCUCCGUGAACUACACCAAUAAGGCAGGAGGUCAAUACACUGUCACAUGGUCCAACACCGGUAAUUUCUUCGGGGGCAAAGGCUGGAGCCCCGGCAGCGGACGGAACGUCACAUACAGCGGUUCCUGGGACGGCGCACAAGGGAACUCAUACGUCUCACUCUACGGGUGGAUGCAGAACCCGCUUAUAGAAUACUACAUUGUUGAAUCGUUUGGGACAUACGACCCUGGAUCCGCGUUUUCGGCGCCAAAGGAGACCAUUACCGUGGACGGCGGCACGUACAACAUCUACAUCACUCGACGCACCAUUGCUGGCGGUGAGGGGCCUGGUCAUUGGACUGUGCUUACGCAGCUCUGGUCCGUAAGGCAGCAGAAGCGCGUUGGUGGGACAAUUAACGCGCAGGCUCAUCUUGAUGCUUGGGCUAGGGCUGGUGUGAAACUGGGGAACACGCACACAUUUCAGAUUCUCGCAACAGAGGCAUAUUUUUAUAAGAAUAUCGGGACUGCUUCUAUUACUGUGCAAGGCCCAUGA